Molecule: messenger RNA, 525 nt
Organism: Papaver somniferum (opium poppy)
Lineage: Eukaryota; Viridiplantae; Streptophyta; Magnoliopsida; Ranunculales; Papaveraceae
Exons: 2
Coding region: 1-525 (174 amino acids)
Source: RefSeq, a predicted model, not a curated record
AUGGCAGACCUCCAGAUUUUAAUGGUAAAUUUCACUAUCAACGGGAAUCACUAUACUCAUGGUUAUUAUCUUGCAGAUGGAAUUUAUCCAAAAUGGUCCACCUUAGUUCAAUGUUACCGUCAGCCACCAGCCGGUGAAAUGGGUCGUUCAUACUCAUAUUUCAAUAGUAAACAAAUAGAACUGAGAAAGGAUGUGGAACUGGCUUUUGGAAUUCUGAAGCGGAAGUUCGCUAUCAUUUGUGGGACUUAUCAUGGUCUAAGUGCUCGUGAAAUGCAUAAGACUAUGCUGACUUGCAUCAUUAUGCAUAACAUGGUAAUUCAGGAAACUCGUCGUAAUAAGGAUUGGAAUAACCAUCAAGAUGAAGACUUAAGGCCUGAGAUUCUACCAGCAAGAGGAUUACCUGCAAGGAAAUAUGCGCAAAUGACUAGUCAUAUUAAGAGCGGAACUCUGUAUAACAGGUUAAGGGAAGAUCUCAGAGCAAAUAUGUGGACCGGGUUUGGAAGAGAUGGAGGACGAAUUGAGUAG